CUCCGCGCCGCUCUCCAGGUGCUCUAAGCGACCUCCUGUGCCUCAAGCGCCAAGCUGAGCAAGAUCGGAAACUCUCCGCGACCUGCCUACGUAUCGCGUCUGAUGCUGCCGACCUCUGCAGGACACCAACAAAGAACGAACCCUGCACGAUCCAUCCGGCUUCCCUGUGCCGGGCUCGGUAGCUACACGAAGCCCUGAGCCAGGGCUCAGGUCCCGCAUCGCCAACCAUGAUGGGGUCACGAGGCCAGCCCAGACACUGCGCACGCACGCGUGUGUGUAGAGGGGUCAGAGAAAUGGCUGGGGCUGUUUUUACACAAGGAGCCUUCUGCACCGGCCCCUUAAGUCCUAAUGACACUUGCUUUGCGGGGGCUGGGUAUGCAGGUCUCAUCCUCGCCCCACAGACAAACGAGAGAACUGAACGGGGGUGAAAUUUUCAGGUCAGGCCCCAGUAGCUUUCCGUCUUCUCCCUGGCCCAAAACACUUCAGACGGAGGGGGCGGGCCUGGGUGCCUGGGGUGCCGCCCCCGGUCGGCACUGAACAGUGACAGCCUGGAAACGCGGCGCCGAGAUCUGCGCAGGCGCGCUCCGUGGCCACUCGGCUGGCCACCGGGUCACCGCUCAUCCCACACUGUGGCGGGCGCAGCGAGCGCCAUGGCGCGCGAGCUGUUCAGCAACUAGCUCCGCCUAGGCCGAGUCCACUCAGCGGCGGCCAGCUCGCUCCGCCCGGCUGUGGCACAGAUUUCCAUGCGCUGGCCUCUGGGAGUCUUGCUGGCCCUGGGGCUGCUGCUCAUGCUGCUCCUGUAUGGAGGACUGCCAGGCCCCCCUGGGCAGACCUCUUGGUUCUGGAGACAGCCCAAUGUCACCAUCCUGGCUGCCUUCACCCAUGGCAACCCCCCCAUCUUCUACCGUGAGGCACGCCCCCUCCAUCGAACACGAAGGGUGGAUGUGGUGCUGCUCCAUGGCAAGGCCUUCAAGUCACACACGUGGGAGCAGCUGGGCACCCUUCAGCUGUUGUCACAAAAGGGCUAUCGGGCCGUGGCCAUCGACCUUCCUGGUUUUGGGAACUCAGCACCUUGGAAGGAGGCCAGCACAGAGGUGGGGCGGGCAGAGCUGCUGGAGCAGGUGCUGCGGGACCUGGAGGUGCAGAAUGCCGUGUUGGUGAGCCCCUCGCUAAGUGGCCAGUACGCCCUGCCCUUCCUGAUGCGGGGCCAGCACCAGCUGCGUGGAUUUGUGCCCAUCGCACCCACUUCCACCCAGAGCUACACUCUGGAGCAGUUCCAGGCCGUGAAGACCCCAACACUCAUCCUCUAUGGGGAACUGGACCACGGCCUGGCUCAACAGUCACUACAGCAGCUGCGCCACCUGCCCAACCACUCCGUGGUGACCUUGCGUGGUGCAGGCCACGCCUGCUACCUCCACAAGCCGCAAGACUUUCACCUCGUCCUCCUGGCCUUCCUUGACCGCCUGCCAUGAAAUCAACUACUAUCCGGGGCCCCCAGGUCUGGCCUGAACUUGAAGGGGGCUGGACUACCACCUCCACUUCACCAGGGAAGGAGCCCCCUGGGAUUGGAGGACAAAAGCAGAGGCCGAGAUCCAACCAGGAUCUUCAAUUUUUAUUUUACACACUCAAUUUGUUUUAAGUCUGUUUGCCUUUCCUGGCAAGAGACAAGUUCCAUUUCCUGGCAUGUUUUGGGAGAGGCUAAGAUUGCAACAUUUCCUA
Ochotona princeps (American pika) is the source of this 1719-nucleotide messenger RNA. RefSeq names its product abhydrolase domain containing 14A (gene ABHD14A). The transcript is spliced from 6 exons. Lineage: Eukaryota; Metazoa; Chordata; Mammalia; Lagomorpha; Ochotonidae. The record is from RefSeq and is a predicted model, not a curated record. The coding region runs from base 744 to 1472 and encodes 242 amino acids. Gene Ontology annotation, cellular component: cytoplasm.